Messenger RNA from Vitis riparia (riverbank grape), 2915 nucleotides. RefSeq names its product disease resistance protein RPP13-like. The transcript has 6 exons. The coding region runs from base 40 to 2589 and encodes 849 amino acids. The record is from RefSeq and is a predicted model, not a curated record. Gene Ontology annotation, biological process: defense response to other organism. Gene Ontology annotation, molecular function: ADP binding. Lineage: Eukaryota; Viridiplantae; Streptophyta; Magnoliopsida; Vitales; Vitaceae.
CAUCCAGAGUUAAGGGAAGGCCAGUGAGAGAACACUACAAUGGCGACAGAUGCUGUGGUUUCCUUUGCGAUUGAAAGGAUCGGUGACAUGCUCAUUCAAGAAGCAAUUUUCUUGAAGGGGGUACGGGGGAAAGUCGAGAGGCUGAAUAAAGAUCUAGGGGCCAUGAAAUGCUUCUUGGAAGAAGCGGAGAAGAAGCAAGAAGAAGAUGUAAGAGUGCGCAACUGGGUUUCUGAAAUCCGUGAAGCGGUUUAUGAUGUUGAGGACAUCAUAGACAUGUUCAUCCUGAAUGCAGAGUCCCUGCGAACAGUCUACUUUCUCAAGCGUGUCUUCAAGAAGUUGAUAAACCGCCAUAAGGUUGGCAAGAAAAUUGAAGCCAUCCAACUCAACCUCCAAGACAUCUCAAAUAGGCGGGAGGCUCUCGGAAUAAAAAACAUUGGAGAAGGAACAAGCGGUUCGGGUCAAAAGUUGCAGGAUCUAAGACGCUCCUCUCCUCGUGCAGAAGAACGUGUCAUCGUGGGCCUUACACAGGAGGCAGAUAAGCUAGUAAAGCAGCUCACAGUAGGAGACCAAAGGCGCCGCGUGAUUUCUUUGGUAGGAAUGGGCGGCAUAGGCAAAACCACCCUUGCCAAGAAGGUCUAUAAUCAUGAAAAAAUUGAGGAACACUUUCCAGAUUGUCGUGCCUGGAUUUAUGUAUCCCAAGAUUGUAGACCCAGAGAGGUUUAUAUGCAAAUUAUUAACCAGGUUUCUGCACCAACUAAAGUGCAAGCAGAAAUGAUAGAGAAGUAUGGAGAGAACGAGUUGGGGGAUUUCCUUCAUGAUUAUUUGAAGGAGAAAAGAUAUUUGAUAGCUCUGGAUGAUGUAUGGAGCUGUGCCGAUUGGGAUUUUAUUGCCAAAGUGAGCAGCAACGAUCCUGAUUGCCUUGGAAAUGUUUUUCCCGAUGGGAGCAACGGCAGCAGAUUACUUCUUACAACUCGAUAUAAGGAUGUUGCUUUGCAUGCAGAUGCUCGAACUAUUCCCCAUGAAAUGAGGCUUCUUUCGAAGCAACAGAGCUGGGACUUGUUUUGUCGGAAGGCGUUCCUUGAUGCUGAUAGAGGGAGCUAUCCUCCAGAUUUGAAGGAACUUGGGGAAGAGAUGGUGGACAAAUGUAAUGGCUUGCCAUUGGCCAUCGUUGUAUUGGGGGGUUUGCUGUCAAGAAAUAUGUCACAUACAGAAUGGAAGCAGGUGCACGGUAACAUUAGUGCACACCUUGAUAAAGAAGGCCAAAUGGGAGUAAUGACAAUGCUAAACCUGAGCUACAUCGACUUGCCCCAUUACUUGAAACCGUGCUUUCUUCAUUUAAGUCUCUUCCCAGAAGAUUAUGUGAUCUCCUCAAGAAAACUGCUCCUUUUAUGGACUGCUGAGGGUUUUGUGCCAGAACAAGAUGACCGAAGAGUUUACUUGAAUGAGUUAAUCAAUAGAAACUUGAUUCAAGUAGUGAGAAUGAGUGUUAAUGCAAGGGUAAUGGAAUGUCGGGUUCAUGAUCUUGUACGAGAGUUGGCCAUUGAAAAGGCAAAAGAGCAAAACUUCAUUGGAACUAAUAUCGCAGAUCCUCUAUCCCCUCCACCAGUUUAUCUCUCUUUUCACCUAAAUCCCGUCGACGAAGUAUUUAUUCUGACUUUGAGAGGCAACCUGAGGAGUUUGCGGACUUUGGAGAUAAACAAUCUUAGACAAGUGCCAAAUGUGAUACAGAAGAUUAAAAGCAUGAGAUAUCUUUACAUGGAGGGGCAACAGGAAGAUGUUCCACUGCAAAUUGAUACAUUACAAAAUCUUCAAAUUCUAUCAGGCAUAACCUUCAACCAAUGGAUCAAGAACGAUUCAAGCAACUUAACUUGUCUUGAGAAAUUGAAAUUAGAAGGAAGGUGUGAGGUAGAAGGGGCUGUGUUUUCAAACUCCAUUGCCAAGCUACCUAGUCUUAAAUCCUUGUACCUUAAGGCAUCAGUUGAGUCCACCAUUCCACCUCUUGCCAUAAACUCUUUCCUCAAUCUCUCUAAGUUGGACAUAAAGGGACAUAUGCAAAAAUUGCCUGAAACCGUUGAAUUCUCACCAAAUCUUACACAAUUGACAUUGGAAGCAUCUAGGCUAGGUUGUGAUCCUAUGUCUGUUUUGGAGAAGCUGCCAAAAUUGUUGACUCUCAGAUUAAGGGCUAAGUCAUAUCUUGGAAAGGAAAUGAAUGUAUCUGCAAAUGGGUUUCCUCAACUCAAAGUACUUCAACUUUCAGAGUUACAAGGAUUGACCAAGUUGAAUAUAGGGCAAGGCGCAAUGCCAUGGCUUAUGCAAUUACACAUUCAUAAACGAGUGAAUAUCGUAGGAUUUAAUGGGCUUCUAAAUCUAGUGGAGCUAAACAUUAUGGAUGAAAUGGCUUUUGAAGUGAAAUUGUUUUUCUCGGAACACAGAUUUCGUCAUUGGCAUAGAACAAGGACCUUUAUAGAUGGUGAACAUGGAUUUUUCCGUGAAAAAGGUGAAACAGCAGAGCGCUCCAGGCAAGCAGUUGAAGAAUUAGCCUCCAUUCUCAGACAUCGAAGAAAAACUCGUGGCCAAAAUCACAUAUAAUUUGAGCAUGCCAAACAUGUUCGAUAACCUGAAGAUGAUGCUGCAGCAGAUUUGCCAGGGGCUUCUACCUCAUGCUUGAUUCCAUGAUGGAAUGAUUGAAAGGAAACAUAAGGCCAUGCUAUUAAAAUCUCAUGUAUUAUAGUUGGCAAUGUCUACUUUCAGUGAUGGUCAUACUAAGGUUGAACAUAUUUAUAUUGUAUCUAAACUAAAACCAAUGUGCUUGUAAGUUUGUUGAAUCAAAUUAUUAGAUGUUUGUUUGUACAAUUAUAUGUAUAUUAAGUGACAAUUAGGAUGAUGUAUUUGAAGGCUUUGCUUGGCAUGCAAAA